Molecule: messenger RNA, 2504 nt
Organism: Ceratitis capitata (Mediterranean fruit fly)
Lineage: Eukaryota; Metazoa; Arthropoda; Insecta; Diptera; Tephritidae
Product: putative helicase MOV-10
Exons: 9
Coding region: 254-2455 (733 amino acids)
Biological process (GO): regulatory ncRNA-mediated post-transcriptional gene silencing
Cellular component (GO): cytosol; P granule
Molecular function (GO): RNA binding; 5'-3' RNA helicase activity
Source: RefSeq, a predicted model, not a curated record
CACGUAUGUGCUGCCUGUACAGAGCUAGAUAUAGUCGUAAGUUUCGCAUAAAUAGGCCCAAAGGAUACCGGAGGCAUCAGUUGAUCAGUGAUCUUCAAUUUGUUCGUUUGUCGCAACUGAAUUAGCGCAUUUGUGAAAAUUUAGUGAAUAUUUGGUGAAAACUUCUAUGCAAAAUAUUAUUAAAUAGAAUAGUUAAUUUUUUUCUUACAAAAUUUAUUUGAAGUUUAAAAUACCUAAUACCUAAAGGUUCAGAAUGGAAAGGACAAACUCACCAAAUUCUGAAUCUUCGACAUCUGACUAUGGCUCGAUUUCUGAUAUUUGUGGGCAUGUCGAAGAUCUUAAAAUUACAAACGAUGACGAAUACAAGCAUGUACCACCAGCUGGUAUGUUGGGAGUUUUUGGUGCUUUCAGGUCAAUCACAGGGCUGCAUCCAUAUUAUCCAUCGUUGAAAAUGAAGAUGGCACAGGAAAAUUCGUUUGUAAUGGAAGAGCUAUCUGAAAUCGACGAAGAUAUAGCAGACUAUUUAAAGUCAUUGAAAUUAACGCGCAGAAAUAUUUCGGCCGUUUACGAAAUGCUUCUACAAAUAGAAGAUUUGCAUAAUAUGGCACCGUAUGUUCAAAUGUAUUUGAAAAAUGUAAAAGUCACUCAAAUCGGCAAAACCGUUUCAUUUGAGAUUGAUGUACCUUCCGACGUAAAUGUACAGGCAAUUUUAAAUCCCGGAAAUGACGAAGUGGUCUUCGUGCCACUCUUAAGCUCUUUAGAGAGCAACCAUAAAUUGCGAUAUCCAAUCGAUUUACUGUUAGAACAUCCCCACGAAUCACAUGAAAAUAAUGAAAAUAUCAGACGACAAGUCUUUAUACUCGACGCAUUGCGGGGGAACACUGCAUAUGUACAGACAGAAGGCAUUAAUACCAGCCAACCAUAUGACAUAAUAUUUCGUCCACUUCGUAUGCAAUAUCGUUAUCAAUGUAAAGCUUUGGAAUUGUUGAACAAACAGCGGAUUGAAUACCUUUUUCCAAACAAAAAUUAUUAUACUCAGGGUAACACGGAUUUGGAUUUAAAUUUACUCAAUAAGAGUAUCGAAGGAAAUCCGGAACAAAUACAAGCUAUAGAACAGAUUGUUUCCGGUGCGAAUCCCUAUUCGCCUUAUAUACUUUUUGGCCCUCCCGGCACUGGUAAAACAACAACUAUUGUCGAAGCUAUAUUACAAAUCUACAUGCGUGAAACUUCGCCUCAUAUACUGGUAACAGCCAGCGCAAAUUCUGCAUGCGAUACACUCGCAUUAAAAUUGUGCGAACUUUUCACUACUAAUAAACAACUACAAAAUAUAGCACAAUCACGCCGCAUAUUCGAAGCUAAUACACAAAAACUGGUGAAUGUGGAUAUAUUGCGGGUAUUUUCGAGACAAAAUUGUACAAAAAAUAAGAACUCCUUACAUCCCCUUCUGCUCGAAUAUUCGAAUUAUAACAAUGAGAUGUAUUUGGCCCCAAGUGUUGAAUUGCUAAAGAAAUUUCAUAUAAUCGUCUUGACGCUCAACACCAUGGGCCGAUUGCGUAGAGGAACAAAGGGUAAUUGGCCAUUUACGCAUAUUUUUAUUGACGAAGCUGGCACCAGUACAUUACCGGAAGCGUUAAUUGCUAUAACGAGUGUCGAUACGCGUCAUUGUCGUGUAAUAUUGUCUGGCGAUACGCAACAAUUGAGACCGGUGGUUAAGUCACCAGUCGCUGGUGGACUUGGUCUCAAUCAUUCGGUAAUGGAACGACUACUUACCCGCCACUGUUAUCGUAAAACUGCCAAUGGUACUUACGAUAAAACAAUGCUGACGCUUUUGCGUCGUAACUAUCGUUCGCAUCCGGAAAUUAUGGGCUUAUAUAAUCGUCUCUAUUAUAAGGGUGAUUUAAUAGCUCAAGUGAAUAUGGAUAAACUAUUAAAUGUGGAAAACGUACCGCUUAUGAAAGAUAAAAACUUUCCCAUAUUAGUACAAUGUGUUCAUGGAAAACUUGGUACAAUAGAGAAUAGCAAAAGCUACUACAAUUUAGCAGAAGUUUGUGCCAUCGUUAAAAUUAUUGAGAAGUUGGAAUCUGAUCGUUACAUAAAAGUCACUUCCAAGGAUAUUGGUGUCAUCUCCCCAUAUAACCUACAGUGUACCAUGUUAAAAAAUAAAUUGCUCGAAAGGGGAAUAUUUGGCGUUGAAGUCGGCACCGUGGAAUUAUUUCAAGGACGCGAAAAACCGGUGAUAAUCGCCUCAUUCGUAAAAUCUAACUCCACUUUAGGAUUCACAGCUGCUAGAAAGCGCUUCAAUGUUAUCAUAUCUCGCGCACAAUCACUUUUGAUUCUGGUGGGAAAUCCGGAUACAAUGUCACAGUUUUCAGAUUUCAAAUAUAUUUUAAAAGAAUGCAAACGCUUGGGCACUGUUAUUAAAAGCUGUGAUUUGAGUGUGGAGUGGUGUAAUUAAUGCCGAUAAAAGUCUACUUCCCCUCCUCAUUAUUAGUAGUAGCACAAUU